AUGCAGCAGCUAGGACCUCCAUAUCAAGGCCCGCCACCAUCGCAUACACCGGCACUGAUUCCGACUCCCCGUCCUCUCCCAUCGGCAUCGCAUUCACCACACAAGACUUUCCAACGAAUAUCAACCAGCAAUGCCAGCAAUUAUCCAAACAAUCCAGCGACCCAAUCUCAUAACAAGAAUGCAAAUGAAUGGAGUAAUUUCACAGACAAUGAAAUGUAUUGGACUCCAACACGAAUGAAAUCGGAGGAUUCAAAAGAGGCUAAAGAGGAAGCUAAUUUCAGGUUUAGAGGAACUACCCUGAUCUUCUCGGUCGGUAUUGUCUAUAAUGCGCCGCAAGAGUUGAUUGCUACUGCUCAGACGCUAUAUCAUCGCUUCUACAUGAAGCAGUGCUUGCAGAAUACAAAUUACUUUGAAAUAGCAGCCACAGCGCUAUGGGUAGCAUGGAAGGUCGACUUUGAUGCCUCAGCGGUACCCAAGAUAGGGGAUUAUAUAGUGGUGGUUGCUCGUAAAGCUGAACGAAAUGAUAAUUUGACCUUGGAACCUAAUUCAAAAGAAUGGAACAUUUGGAAGCAUAGGAUAUUAUUUAAUGAACAAAUCUUCUGUGAAGCAUUGUCCUGGGACUUGUAUGUUGAACUACCGUAUACUUAUGUUUUUGAUUUUGGGAAUCGAUUGGGAGUCAAGAGAGAAGUGGGAGAACGAGCUAUCGGUAUUGUCAGUGACAGUUGUCGACUACCACUGCUAUUACAAUAUCAUCCCAAAGAAGUAGCCAUAGCAGCACUAUACAUCGCAUGUGCAUUAAUCAAGGAAGAAUUACGAGUUGAUGUAUGGGAAAUGUCUCAGGUGAAAUUGCCUCGAGUAACGGAAAUUGUGCGUGAAAUCACGCAACUAUACAUGACAAGAUCACUGUUUAAAGGGAGCCAAUCGGGUACCCCUACUACACCAAAUACGUUAUUGCCUACGUCGGUGCCGCACUAA
Molecule: messenger RNA, 975 nt
Organism: Synchytrium microbalum
Lineage: Eukaryota; Fungi; Chytridiomycota; Chytridiomycetes; Synchytriales; Synchytriaceae
Exons: 7
Coding region: 1-975 (324 amino acids)
Biological process (GO): positive regulation of DNA-templated transcription, elongation; regulation of transcription by RNA polymerase II
Cellular component (GO): nucleus; cyclin/CDK positive transcription elongation factor complex
Molecular function (GO): cyclin-dependent protein serine/threonine kinase activator activity
Source: RefSeq, a predicted model, not a curated record